GACAAGCCGCACUCACCUAAAGCGGCUAAGAAGAAGGGCAAGCUCGAGCGCUUGCGGGAUGCGCUGGCCAAGGCCAACGCCACCAACUCACAGAAGACCGCUCGCACGGAGAAGCAGGUCUCCACUCCAGACAGGGACAAAAGGAUCCCCGACUCCGAGUGGAAGGCGAUCACCAGAGCCAUGAGGGCCGCCGGUUUUGCAGUUCUCCCACCAAUAGAGAUUGAAUGCAAUGAUGAGGUCCAAUUUUCCGUCGACAUCACAUCCGAAGAUGUGAUCCAACAUCUGCGCAUGCUCAUCACUGAAGGCUACGUGUUCUAUGCCCACUUCGGGACACCGUGCUCUUCGUUCAGUCUGGCCCGCAAGCUCGAUGGAGGUCCUCCGCCUUUGCGGUCCAAGGACUUUCUUUGGGGGCUCCCUCAUCUGAAGCCAUGGGACGACCAAAAGGUCAAGAUAGGGAACCAGCUCAUGCAGCUCACGGUCGAUUUGGUCACAAGACUUCAAUCCGUAGGCUGCCUAUGGUCCAUCGAGAACCCGCUGAGUUCCUUCCUGUGGCUCAUGCCGCCCAUGGUUCAGUUGACCAAGCUCCCUCUAGCAGUUCGGACUGAGUUUGACAUGUGCCGAUUCGGGUCUGCACCUGAAACCCACCGCCAUUUUGGCCACAGUGGCACUCGAAGCUCUUGCACUUCGUUGUGA
Messenger RNA from Durusdinium trenchii, 693 nucleotides. NCBI's taxonomy places the organism in Eukaryota, Dinophyceae, Suessiales, Symbiodiniaceae. The record is from the annotation of a GenBank genome assembly.